AUGUUUCAACAAGCUCGGGUGGUUUCAGGCUCCAGUCAUGAUCAAGCCUCAUACAAGCCCCGUCCUCAUGAUGCAUCAACACCACCAUCACUCGUGUUCUAUUUGAAUGAUAUCUUGUAUCACAUCUUUUCAUAUUCUUUAUUACCAAUUGUUCAAUUCCGAUACUCGUUGGUUUGCAAACAUUGGUAUGAAUUUUCGAAUAGUUCUCUCUUUUACAAGAAUUAUCAAAAGGAUUUUGGAGGGCUUGGAGGAUCAUUAGUGAAUCCCAAACACUCAGACAUCAAGAAAUAUUUAUUCGAUUGGGUGGAAUUUGUGGAACAUUUGUAUCCACAAGAGUACAACACCAUGCAACUCAUGCGACCAUCCAUGUCGAUUGAAGACUUCUCAAAAUUGUCAAACUCUGAAAUUGAACUCAAAUUUACAAAACCUUUUCAAGAAAAAUUCUUUCAAGAUUAUUGGAGGACCAUCAAACGCUCCAAGUUAAUUACGAUGGAUAAUGGAUCUGGAAAGAGAGUGAGUUUUUUUACAUUCACUCAUGGCAGUGAUGUCAUUCACUUUGCAUUUGUGGAUAGCAACGGUGAUUUGUUAAAUAUUGAUUCAAAAUUUGCAAAUGCCAAACAACACAAACAAUGUUAUUUGUAUUAUGAACAUUAUACGGAUAGUUUGGGUAUUUCAGAGACAGAUAUUUCCAUAGAAGGGUCUGACUGGUUUUGUAACCAAUUCAAACCGUAUGUGAAUGUAUUGGGAAGAGGAUUGUUCCUCUCCAUGAUGGAAUUUGUUUGCUUGUUUGGUGUGAAACCAUUCAAAACUACAAAAAAAUCAAGCAAUUCGCCCCAUCAACCUUGUUACAUGUAUGAAAUGAGGACAAAUAUUAGUUUGAGUGCUCUCAAAGACAAACCUCACCCCAUGCGAAAACAAGCUCAUCACAUUCAUCACAAGCUCCUUUCCAACUCAAAUUCUCUCCUUCAAAAAGCUUUGGUUAAAAAAGAUUCCCAUUGGUGGUAUCGCCUGUUAAACGCUGGCUAUACCAUUCCUGUGACAAGCCUGGAAACUCUCGCUUUUGACCAUCAUUUCGACAGUGAACAUGUACAAUUUUUCUAUGCUUAUUGUGACAAACAUGAUUUGAAACAAGUAGCAAUGCAAGUGACACGUGCUCGUGUUGUCUCACUUCUGUCGAAAGGAAAAUCUUUUAUUGAACAAUUGUGUAGUGGUUUCGACCGUUUUGGACUGUCAGAUUAUUUUCCUCGAGAAGUAUGUUCCACUGUAUUGUGUGAUCAAGCAACUGGAAUUCCAAAUUAUGAUUUGAUUGAUUGUUUGAAAAUGAACAUUCGAAAUGAUUUUUAUUGUCCCUUUGAUUUGAGGAAUGUUCAUGAGAAACAAGAGAUAACUGUUAAGGCAGACGCUACACGAAUAUUGUUUCUCUUCGAAUCUGAAAAAUCUCAACAAGAAUUUUCUCAAGUACUCCCACAGAGUAAUCCUCUCCUUUCCAAGGCACAAGUUGAAUAUCGGUAUUUGAGUCCACAACUUCUUCAAAACAAAGACAUGAUAUGGAAACAAUCAAAAUCGAAUGGUGUGACAACUGAUAUUGCUUGUUAUUGCGUGAAUACCAUUACCAAAUACAUUCGAGCAAUGGAAACUCAUGUUCGAGUGUUGAAAUUAUUGAAAAAUUCUAAGGAAGGAGGGUUACUAUUGCUCUUUAUUUUCAAACAAUGCCAAAUGAAUCCUACGAAAUUUAAUGACCUUUUUGGAGGUUUAGGUGAAGAUGUGAAAAUGUUGUGGUUACCAGACGAGACUUUCAUGUUAGAGCGAUUCAACUCGGCCAUCUUUCAAUGA
Messenger RNA from Naegleria lovaniensis, 1833 nucleotides. RefSeq lists its product as uncharacterized. The transcript has a single exon. Bases 1 to 1833 code for a protein of 610 amino acids. Lineage: Eukaryota; Heterolobosea; Eutetramitea; Acrasida; Naegleriidae. The record is from RefSeq and is a predicted model, not a curated record. Gene Ontology annotation, molecular function: protein binding.